This is a messenger RNA of Neurospora crassa OR74A, 957 nucleotides long. RefSeq names its product carbonic anhydrase. Bases 313 to 837 code for a protein of 174 amino acids. NCBI's taxonomy places the organism in Eukaryota, Fungi, Ascomycota, Sordariomycetes, Sordariales, Sordariaceae. The record is from RefSeq and is a predicted model, not a curated record. The transcript is spliced from 3 exons. Gene Ontology annotation, molecular function: zinc ion binding; carbonate dehydratase activity.
UCUCUCCACGGAUGGCGUCAACAUGGGACUGGAAGAAUGACAUAUGUCUUUAUCUAGAUCACUAAAUCACAAGUCCAACUUAUUCUAUAAAGGCUGACUUCCUCGACGGCAACACCAGUUUUAUAGCUGUAUCUGCCAACUUGUAACGGCAGCUCUACUCUCUUGAUUCACUAGACGUGGCCGCAACAACUUCAAAAUACAUACGAGUCUUCAUCGCCCCUUCAGAACGCUCUUCACCACCAAAGAUAUACAAACCUCAUCGUCUACUCACUAAUCCAGUAACCACCACAACUUUGACCAUCACCCACCAAGAUGCCCAUCACCAACGAAGAAAUCGCCACUCGCCUCGAUGCCGCCUCGGCGUCUUACUCCUCCACCUUCGACAAAGACCACCUCGCUCUUCCGCCCGCAAAAAAGUAUCUCGUCCUCACCUGCAUGGACGCGCGAAUCGAUCCGGCUAGAGCCUUUGGGAUCGAGUUGGGUGAUGCGCAUGUGAUUCGGAAUGCCGGCGCAUCAAGCAAAGACGCCCUCCGCAGCAUCGUCAUCAGCCAGCAGCUCCUGGCCACAGAAGCCAUUGUCAUCGUCAAGCAUACCGGGUGCGGCAUGUUGACGUUCCAGAAUGAGGAUGCUUAUGAAGUUGUCGAAAAGAAUCUUGGUGCUGAAGCACGAAAGGAGCUCGAAGAAAAAAAGUUGGAUUUCCUCCCUUUCCCUGAGCUAAAGCAGGCUGUUCAGGACGAUGUCAAGUUCCUGAGGGGGACCAAGUUGGUGAAGGAUGAGAUUCCUGUCAGUGGAUGGGUGUAUGAGGUCGAGACGGGGAAGACGGUCAGAGUUGUCUAAUUUGCGAGCGGACGGUAACGCUGUUUGCUUUGGCAUCAGAAAUAGGGAGGCUGGGUAGGUUAGUAUAAUCGUGGAAACACGGAAUCAGAUGGUCCAUGAAUGAUAUUGGACACACAUUGC